CAAGACAGAUUUCAUUUUAAAAUCCUACCCAAAAGUAUAUGCUUUUUCUUCCAUGCAAACAAUCUUUAAUAGUAAAAUAGCCGCUGUAAUUGCUUGUAUGAAUUCACCUCAACAAAAGAGCCUCCAAUUAGAAGGACCAUCAUAACAACCUUAUAUACGGAUGGAAGCUGGGCAACUAUGAUUUUAAUUUUCAAUGAAAAAAACCUACAAAAGUCGCAAUAAAUUCUGUUCAUUCAACGAAUUUACUGGAGUAAUCCUGUCCCAGCGAUGUGCAUUUCGGGAGCGAAAUUUCCUUAAAAUUUACCAACACCACAAAAAUGGCAAAAGCAGGCAAAAAGGAAAAUAAAAAUACAGAGAUUGAGUUUGUGCCAGAGACAGAGCAAGAAGAAAAGCAAUUUGUCAAAGAGUCUGCCAAUAACUCUGACUCUGAAGAAGAAUUAGAAGAUUUGGAAAGCGAGGAUGAAUUUGAUCAAUUAGACGAUUCUGAUGCUGAAAAUGCGGGAAAUGGGAAGGCAUUAGACCGUGGAGAAGAAAAAGAUAAAACUAGUUCUAUGGCUGAUGAUAUUGCUAAUAUUUUGAAUGAAGAACCUGCUGCUCCUGAGACGACUGAGACUCCCGUGUUGAGUUUGUCAAGAAAGUCAAAGAAGGCUAUUCGCAAGAGCAGUGCAGAGAAGAAGUCUUCGAAGUUACGUACUUCUCAUCGUCGUGAACGUUUACAAAAGGAAAACGUUGGCCGUAUUACCAAUAUUGUUGCUACGGACGGCGAGACGGUCAAAACGUACUUUACGCAUGAACGAGAGCUUCGUCGUAUUGCUCGAAGAGGCGUUGUUCAAUUGUUUAAUGCCAUUCGUACCUCCCAAAUGAAAGGAGCUAUGAUGGGUUCUUCUGUUUCUGGUGGCCGAACGACUCGUGAGCAAAAGGUACAAGAGCUUUCCAAGUCGAGCUUCCUUGACCUCAUUAAAUCCCAAUAGACUCAGAUUUUCUUGAAAUUCGGAAUUGAAGGGUUUUUCUUCAUUUUAUAAAAUUAUUGAAUGCUUUAAAGACUAAAAAGUAUAUUGCUACUUGUUUUUCGACGUUGUUUUGCUUUGGUUUAUGGGAUAUCUGGUGAUUCAUUAUUUCUAUUGACAGAAGAGACGGAUUUAUAACUUCUUUUUGUUAGCUCUUUUUAUUCUAUUCGUUGUAAAAAAAACUUGCAUAAUUCAUUGUUGCUUUGAUUUGGUUAAAAGCAUUGUAGUUAAAAAAACUCUACUAUGGCGGGCCUGAAAUUUUGUUCCAUGGACUCGACUGUGUUUAAUGGAUACUUAUUAUUAUUUUGCUCUUGGGGCCUAUUUGUCUUUGGUCUAAUGAGUGUAUUUGGGUUCAUUGAUAUUCCUAUACUGGUGGACGGCGAUAGCUCUCCAAUUCACGCAUAUUAUCCUUGCUUAAUAAUAUUAACGGUAACAGUAGUCUUUUUUAUAUGGCUUUUCUUCAACUGGCUUGGACUGAAAUAUUUUCGGCAUUCACCCAGCGCCAUGCGCAGGUAAACAAGAAAAUAAACAGAGACGUAUUCCUUCAUAUGGGCUACUUGUUAUGACCUUUCCUUAUGGCUCUUUUACAUGAAUUUGAGGCUUCGGAAGGGAUUGUUUUGCAGCUUUCUUACGCAUAGCUAGAACAGUCUCUCGUACAUUGGGCUGUAGCUGAACCAUUUUCACUUAUACUACUAGAAUAGCAUUGAUUUUAUUUUAUUUCAUAUCUUUUCCUUUAUCUUUCCUUUUCAUCAUUUUCCAAUCCAUUGU
Molecule: messenger RNA, 1775 nt
Organism: Schizosaccharomyces cryophilus OY26
Lineage: Eukaryota; Fungi; Ascomycota; Schizosaccharomycetes; Schizosaccharomycetales; Schizosaccharomycetaceae
Product: rRNA processing protein Rrp15
Exons: 2
Coding region: 318-971 (217 amino acids)
Biological process (GO): maturation of 5.8S rRNA; maturation of LSU-rRNA
Cellular component (GO): preribosome, large subunit precursor
Source: RefSeq, a predicted model, not a curated record